This is a messenger RNA of Chaetura pelagica (chimney swift), 1440 nucleotides long. RefSeq names its product family with sequence similarity 196, member A (gene INSYN2A). The record is from RefSeq and is a predicted model, not a curated record. NCBI's taxonomy places the organism in Eukaryota, Metazoa, Chordata, Aves, Apodiformes, Apodidae. Gene Ontology annotation, cellular component: postsynaptic density. Bases 1 to 1440 code for a protein of 479 amino acids. Gene Ontology annotation, biological process: inhibitory postsynaptic potential. The transcript is spliced from 3 exons.
AUGGUGAGUAAGGAGCCCAGCAAAUGCUUACUCACCGCCUCGGAAAGCGAAGUGGAACCCGCAGCGUCGCUGGCGCUGGAGAUGAAAUACGCGCUGGAUCCCAACCGGCAGAUUAAGAAACGCAACAAAGCCCUGCAGGUGAGGUUCAAGGACAUCUGCGAGGCCCAGAAUGAGCAGCGGGACAAGCAGCUCUCCACCACGCCGGAUCCUGACAAGAGGGAAGCCAAGGCCCUCUCCUACAAAGCUGCGUAUCGCAAGUACAUGACGGUGCCUGCCCGGAGGUCGAUACCCAACGUCACCAAGAGCACAGGAGUUCAGACUUCCCCCGAUCUUAAAAAGUGUUACCAGACUUUUCCUCUGGACCGGAAAAAAGGGAAUAUACUUAAAAGCGCCUCGACCGGCGACACCUUUAAGGGUCAAAACAACGGGUUUCUACUUGACGUCAAGGACAAAGACAGCAGGAGCUCAGGGGAGGCCAUCCAGUGGAGCAGGAAGGCCAGCAGCCUGCAGACGGCGGAGUUCAUUUCCCACAUCCACGAGCGCCCCAACACGGGAUCUCGGGACAACGGCGCCGAGGCCUGGCCAGGCAGUGAUUUGCACAGCCCUCCCAAAGAGUCUCCUCUUCCUCUCCCGAACUCAGCCGAUCCCGCUGCCGAGGAGGCGGCGGCGGCCCGGCCGCCCAGCCGAGGGAAACAGGUGCCAGGGCGGCCGGGGAGCGAGGAGGCUGCGCAGCCCCUCCACGGGAGGGUUUUCAAGACUGAAGUGGCCUCCGUUUAUUCACCAGCGGCCGCUUCCAACGCCUCGCAGCCCGACCUGGCGGCCGAGAGCGACUGGGCGCCGUGCCCGGCAGCCGAGGAGGACAAAAAGAGGAGGGUGCAGCUGAACGGCGUCCAGCCCCAGGCGGGAGAUGCCUGGGCGUGCCCGCUGCGGGCGCAGUGCCGACCCGCCGAGUGCAGCCCGCAGACCCUGCAGAUCGACGUGGCGCCCAUGGAGGGGAACCAGCCCUGCCAGGCGGCCGUGGCGCUCAGCAAGGAAUGCCAACAAAUCGUGCCUCACACCGAAGUUGUGGACUUGAAAGCCCAGCUUCAGAUGAUGGAAAAUUUGAUCAGCUCUAGUCAGGAAACCAUAAAGGUGUUGUUGGGUGUCAUACAGGAGCUAGAGAAAGGAGAAGCUCACAGAGAAGGGCUUUCAUAUCGGACCGGUCAAGACACGGCUAAUUGCGACACGUGCAGGAACAGUGCAUGUAUUAUCUAUAGUGUGGAAUUGGAUUUUAAACAGCAAGAAGAUAAACUACAGCCAGUUUUGAGAAAACUUCAUCCUAUUGAGGAAACUCAGGUUGCACCUUUGCCUUAUUCUCAGGAGAGCUACUCCUCCACUCCCAAGCAAAAAUCCAAAACUGAAUCAAAAAAGCAUGGAAGAUGGAAACUCUGGUUCCUUUAA